This is a messenger RNA of Cyprinus carpio (common carp), 5108 nucleotides long. RefSeq names its product protein FAM171A2-like. The record is from RefSeq and is a predicted model, not a curated record. NCBI's taxonomy places the organism in Eukaryota, Metazoa, Chordata, Actinopteri, Cypriniformes, Cyprinidae.
AGAGGCGGCAGCAGCGCAGCAUCCCGCAUCACACUGAAGGAUGCUGGCAACCAUGUCUGAAAACACACACACACAUCCACAUAUGGCCGACGACGUGGAAACAGCGAUGUAGCUUUCAAGAUGCCAUCCCUUUUCGUUCCUCGUUUUUUCUUCUUUAUAUUUUUGUGCGGUUUUAAAGGGACUGCUGGCAAAUCGAUCCCUGAAAGGGAAGCUCUCGAGGUGCAGGUGAGGGUCCAGGUGUUUGACAGCGGUGAUCUUUCACCCCUGGCCAGUGCUGCUAUUGCUGUUCAUGGUAACCAGACUCUGCUGGCACAAAGUAAAGCAGGCAGUGAUGGCGUGCAGGUCGUCAGCUUCUUGUACCGCACGGGAACAUGGGUAAUCAUUACAGCCUCUCGGAGAGAUUACCUCACCAGCUCUGUGCCAUGGCACGCCAGCCGUUUACCCUUAUAUGCCUCUGUCAGUCUUUACCUGAUGGCCCAGAAGCCCGGCACACUAAUCCUAUAUGAUGAUGUCAUCCAGGUGUUUCAUGGCUCCCCGAGUGGGCGGAGCCAGCCAUGGCUGCAGGUUCCAAGGCGGAGCCUACAGUUUAACUCCUCCUACACAGAACUGACAGCAGUUUUAACAACAGCCAGAGAGCAGAAUGAAAUUAACUCAUUCCCUUACCCACUCGCUCUGGAACCAAACAACACAGGAGGAGAGAAUGGCUGGACAGACCUAACAACAAUAGCAGCGGUCAGCGCACAACUGUUUGACCGUGAGGGUCAAGCGGUUGAGGUCAGCGAGCCAGUUCACAUCUCUGUGCCACUGCCUUCUGAUACUCGCAUACGAUCUGCCACCAGCAUACCUGUAUGGAUGUACGACACCAAGACAGGAUUAUGGAUACGAAACGGAACAGGAUUUAUCACUCGAGAAGGAUCACAGUUCAUGUGGGACUUCACUGCCUCCCAGCUUGGCUACUGGAUUGCAGCUUUCCGUUCUUCAGCAGGCUCAAGUUUGUCUCACCCAGGCCUGAGGGACAUCACUGCCUACCACACCUUCUUCCUCCUGUCCAUCUUGGGAUCUCUCGCUUUGCUUGUACUAGUCUUGCUCUGUGUCCUACUCUAUUAUUGCAGACGAAGAUGUCUGAAGCCCCGACGGCAGCAGAAACAGGUUCAAGCUCCAUCUGCUCUGAACGGAUCCAAGCGGGACCAAGGCACCUCCAUGUCCCACUUGAACCUCAUCUGUGGUGGUCAUGUUGAAUCUGCCUCCUCCAAUGGCAACUUGGACGCCAACAAAUCCGAGGGAUCCCCAUCCCAUGCCUUCAAGAGUGCUCGGGAUGAGUUUACCAGGCACAUUCCUGCCCAUAAGCUUCGCCAUUCCUCUAAGACCAAGCAGUCUAAAGGAGCCCAAAAGAAUGCAGAGAGUUUCCCCAUGAAGGUACAUCGAUCCACAGAUACGAGCAAUCUGGAUAGCAGUCUUCUACAUGAAGACUAUGGACGCAAAUAUAGCCCUGACGACAAAGAUAAUGACUAUCGACGGAGGCAUGUUGUCAAUGAUAACCGUGGCUACACAUCUGACCCUCCUUCUCCACCAAUUGUUGACAAGCCACCGGAGUAUUCGCAGGUUUUGCAAGGGCCAGAUCACCUCGCUCGCCCAACGUCGCUCAACACACAACCAGGUCAAAUUAUAUUCUGCAGCUCACUGGAUCAGAUGAAGGAGAAUAUGUACCGUUCUAUGGUACCAACUCUUGUGAUCCCAGCCCACUACAUGAGGUUUUCAUCCGAGUUUGGUGCCACAGAUCAGGGUAAAGAUGGGGCAAACCAAGCAGACCGAGAUGGACAGAGUACGCAAGGUACCAGCAGUGGGAUUCAAGGCCAAAACCAUCAAAACCAAACCCCUGGUUCAGGCCAUGCAGAAUCCCAGCAAGGUGAUUCUCCAGCAGGCUCUGACGAGAGUGUUUGGGCCCCUGGUGGAACACCAGCACCGGUUCACAUCCCUGUUUUGUUUAAUGACUCCACCAUCUCCCAGAUGAACGGGGAGCUGCAAGCACUCACGGAGAAGAAGCUUCUGGAACUGGGGGUGAAGCAACAUCCUCGUGCUUGGUUCAUAUCACUCGACGGACGCGCCAACGCUCACGUGCGUCACUCCUACAUAGAUGUAGGUACCGAUCUCAGCCACAGUGGAACACAUAGUGGCAACCACAGCGCCCAAAGCACGUUGAGUGCCCCUGCCGGGAGUAGUAAAGACCGAAACGUAGACACAAGUUUCCAAGCCACCCAACAUGAGCGCAAGUCCGCAUCCAGUCGCAAGAACAAAGAGGAACACCAUGGAAGUGGACGUAAGGGCAAUGGAGGAAGCAGCUCCAACAGUACAAGUGGUGGGAAACACUACUCCAAACCAACCUACCAUGACCCUCUGGACCUAAGUGGAGGGGUGAGCCGCAUGGGAGCCAGUUCACCACUGGAAAACCCAUUGACCCCUCUUUUGGAUGACGGUCCUGAGGAACCAAGGGGGUCUUCAAUGCCAAGAAGGGGUCGAAGCCGGGGGAACAGCUCACGUAGUAGCAACAGCGAAACACGGCGUGACUCCGUCACCAGCCCAGAAGAUGACAACGACCUGGAUGACAAGGAUGAGAACAAGAAGAGUCCCUGGCAGCGCAUUGAAGAGCGCCCCCUAAUGGUUUUUCAUCCCAAGAAAUAGAGUGAGAAAUCAAUCCCAGCAGCUGCCUUGAAAAAUUGGACUAACUAGAGAUGUGUUCAAAUUGAUAAUGACUAUGGAAGUUUUACAAACGUCACCCAGUGAUAUUUUCACGGACCGACUAUUUGUGUCAUUAUAAUUUGAUAGAUGUUACCAAAAUGAUUGUUGUGCCAUUGGAUUUUUUUUUUUUGUCUUUCUAUGAAAAUGUACUUUCAAUGAUCAAUUUGAAUGCAUCUCAGGGGUCAAAGAACAUGAAUUUGGUGGCAUUAUACCAUCUUAGUGUUCUGCACACCAAGAAUCACAUUAAAUUCAAGACUAGUUAUAGUAAAAAGAAUGCCAUUGCAGAUGGAGGAACACAAGAUACCAAACAACUGGGCGAGUGCAUUAAAAUAAAGCACAACACAACAUGCUGGUCUACAACAGGAAGACUUCAUCUUGCAGUCCACAAAGACAUUAUCUUACAGUCCUUCUAUUUCCAUACCAAUUAGACUCUUACAAACGAUUGCAUCCAAAAGUACCCGAGUACCCUUUCACUCUCAAUGGCUUGGUGAUAGACUUUUUCAAUGGAUGGCUUUCGCUAAAGCUUGAUUCUUCAAUAUAUUGGAUCAAGAACUUGAUGUUUUCCAAAACGUCUUGUAAAACUUUUAGAGUUUUCUUAUGUUCCGAUGCAGUAUAUUCCUUGAUAUCUGGUCCCAACUUGCCGUUCUUCUAUCUUCGCUACUCAUUAUUUUGAUGUCAGUUUCAAUUUCCUUCAAUCUUUCAUACUGUUUUAUAUGUUUUGUGCAGUGCUAAUCUGAAAUUUACAGUUCAGGUUUCAAACAUUCCAGAUUUCUUACUGUUUGUCCCUAAGUAGAUUAAUUAAGAUAAGAAGGCUUAAAAUUCACAUUUAUGUGAUGUUAUAGCAAUUUACACAAUGCAUUUUUCAAUUUAUUGUAUUAAAUGUUAUGCCAUACCACAUUUUCCACUCCAAUGCUGUUCUUGAAUAUAAUCUUUAUAAGUGUGAUAGGCCUAAACUUAGCACUUGUUGCAUUAAAGUGCAGAUUUGUAUAGGAAAAGCUGAUUCUGAAUCGGGGCCCCAAUCUCACUUACAAUGAAAAAGCAUUGGUUGUGAUACAGUAGAUAUGAAUGUAUGUUCACCACCAUUAGCAUUUUCAGUCCAGCUUAUCAUUUGUUCAAAAGAGAGCCAUUAGCAUUUUGUGUAUAUGUAUGAUAGCCUAUAUGUGCAUGAGAUAACUAGUAUAGGACAACAGAUUUUUUUAUGCCUACAAAUUAAAAUAGACCCUAUCAAAGCAUGAAGGUGGAUAAUAGGUACAUUUGCUACAGAUGCCUGAUGGGAAGACAUUUGCCAAAAUUUCAAAUGAAAUAUUGUAUGCCAGUUUACAGGCCAGUGCUUGGCCAAUGUAUUUCCAUCGAAACGUUUCCUGCGCUGUUAAUAUGUUAAUAUAUUGCUUUGACUGUGACAAAAUUCUGACUCAGAUCUUUUUAACAAGCCAUUCAAAUAUUAAAAGCUAAUAAUUUAUGACACUUCUUACCUGUUACUUUUCUAUUGUUUUUCCCACAAUUAAAGCAAGCACAAGACCAACAUUUUAUGAAUAAUUAAGACUGAGUACCAUAAGGAGCGUGAAGGCUGAGACACUCGAGAGCUAUUUGACGACUAUCAAACAUAAUACAAAGAGACUUUAACUAAAAUAGCUCUGCUCAUGCUGAUCUGGUGCCAAUCACAUGUAGAGCAGUGAUUAACGCUGUCUCUUCUGAUGAUUGUCAACUUGCCACAAAUGACACCACUGUUGCAACAUGUCUCAUAUGUGUGUCAUUUGUUUCGCAACCCUUCGUAACCUCCUUAUAAUAACUGACACAAAUAUAACUGGAACUGAGAUUAAGUACUGGAUUAUAUUAUACUAAGAUGGUGAUUAAGAGUGAGAUUUAACAUCUAGUGUAAACUGUAAUGGUGGAAUUCUUAAGAGGAUUUUAGUAUGUUUUAUAUUAUAUACUAGGUGCUGAAACCCUUAAUCCUUACAUACUGACCCACAGUUUCACUGAUUUUAGAUUUGCACACUGUUUUUAGCACGAGUUUCACUCAAACCUACUAGAACUGAAAUCAAAGCCAUUCUCUUCCUCUGUCUGUUUAUAUUUUGUUCACAGUCUGUGGGUACUUUUUUUUUUUACAGGAAAUCUCGAUAUGCCUUUGUCAGUGUACAUUUAUCACGUGACGUGGUGCUCUGAAACACAUUUCCCUCUGUACUAUGUAAAUAUUUUUCUCUCUGACUGAAUAUGAAUAUGACUCUGAUGAUAUUAUGAUGUUGUUUCCAUUGUGCACAACGGCUUUGCUUAAUUGUUCUAAAAUCAUGUCAGAUGGAACUUUUGCAAUUUUAUAAUUUGUUCAUAAUAUCCUAGAAAAAAUAAAUCACAUGUGAAAUAAACUGUUUCACUUC